UUCAUGCCCGGCUCUCAUGUCACUGUGACGCGAGAAGGGGUGACCGCAACUGGUUAUGGAGGGUCGAAGGGUCAAAGUGCUUUCCCCGAAUCUCCUACCCUCUCGUCUUGUAGCUCUACUCAUGCUCUACUGUUCGGGCCCUUAGAGGACCGAGAAGCUGGAGACAACCACUAG
Molecule: messenger RNA, 174 nt
Organism: Protopolystoma xenopodis
Lineage: Eukaryota; Metazoa; Platyhelminthes; Monogenea; Polystomatidea; Polystomatidae
Source: the annotation of a GenBank genome assembly